Molecule: messenger RNA, 2076 nt
Organism: Hibiscus syriacus
Lineage: Eukaryota; Viridiplantae; Streptophyta; Magnoliopsida; Malvales; Malvaceae
Product: NAC domain-containing protein 86-like
Exons: 6
Coding region: 26-1933 (635 amino acids)
Biological process (GO): regulation of DNA-templated transcription
Molecular function (GO): DNA binding
Source: RefSeq, a predicted model, not a curated record
UUCUCUGUCUCCGAAUAUCGAAAAGAUGAGCGGUGUUUCGUUGCCGCCUGGGUUUAGGUUCCAUCCCACUGAUGAGGAGCUUAUUGUUUAUUAUCUCAAGAACAAGAUUAAUGGACGCAAGAUUGAUUUGGAGAUCAUCCCUGAAGUUGAUCUCUACAAGUGCGAGCCUUGGGACUUGCCAGGAAGAUCCUUAUUACCUAGCAAAGAUAUGGAAUGGUACUUUUUCAGUCCUCGAGAUCGUAAGUACCCGAACGGUUCAAGGACUAAUCGAGCAACGAAAUCCGGGUAUUGGAAAGCCACCGGGAAGGACAGGAAAGUGAACUCGCAGACACGCGCUGUCGGGAUGAAGAAAACACUGGUUUACUAUCGAGGACGAGCACCGCAUGGUACUCGAACAAAUUGGGUCAUGCAUGAGUAUCGUCUCGACGAGAGAGAAUGUGAAUCGGCUUCCUUAGGGUUGCAGGAUGCUUAUGCUCUUUGCCGUGUGUUCAAGAAAACUGCAAUCAUCCCCAAGGUUGGUGGAGAGCAUUGCCAACAUGUUUCGAGUUCGAAUCAGAUCGGUUGUGAACAUUCAUCAAGCCUCGAAUUGUACUCCGAGGGCAGGUACGAAGAGAGUUCCGAUUUCACGAUACCGGUCGAUACACGUUCGCCGAGUAUUCUUGAUCGAUCAUCUAUCAACAUUUGCGAUGCCAACGAUGUUAAAUGGAUGCAAUACUUGUCCCAGGAUGCAUUUGAGUUACCGAACACAUCGUUUUCGAACUACGAAACCUCACCCUAUCAUCCAUCUAAGGUUGAUGUUGCACUAGAAUGUGCAAGGCUACAACAUCGAUUGGCAUUGCCUCCAUUAGAGGUGGAAGAUUACCCUCAAGGUGGACUGGUCACCAACUACAAGCCGAUGCCGACAGGUCAAAUGCGUGAAAGCCGACAUGAAACCGACAUACUGCAGGAGAUUCUUUCGGUUGCUCAUGUAUUUCAGGAACCGAUGAAUCCGAUCGCCAGCCAUGGAGAUGCUUGGGGAGCUAGUUCAAGCAACAAUGCCGAUGAUUUCACUUUUAUGACUGCCAAAGACAUGUACCAAAAUCAAAUGACCGAGAUGAAUUGUCCACAACACAUGCAUAGACCUUUGGAAGAAUCCAUUACAAGAUCAAUAGACAUAAGUGAUGAGAGAAUGAUUAAAAAUUUCAGAUGGGUUGGAAUGUCAAGCAAAGAUCUUGAGCAGUAUUGUUUUAUGGAAGAGAACAAGAUUGUUCCAAUUGAAAAUGUUUCGAGUUUUCGAAGAAACGAAGACAAUGGCCUUCAAGGAAAUGGACAUGAUUAUAACGGAAUCGAAUUCGAUGACACCGAAAUCAACAAUACUGGAAUCGAAGAUUUCACACGAGGAUUCAUCGAUGAUGACCCAAACGAUCAUUUUCUAGACGAGGGAACCAUGGACGAUCUCACGAGCUCGCCGAGCUUCGAGGUCGUUGAGGACAUCAAAGUUAACCACGGGAUGUUCGUUUCAACUCGGCAAGUUUCCAACACACUGUUCCACCACACGGUACCGUCACAAAUAGUCAAAGUUCAUCGGAAUGCGAUGACAGCAACCACCUUCCGAUUCAAUGAUGCAACAAUAACAACACACGAUGAAGGAAACCCUACUUUGGUCACAAAGUUGAAUGCAUUUGCCAAAGGGAAGUGCAUGGGAGUCAUGGCCUUCACAAACCAAUGCAAGAAAACCCUAAGUUCCUUCCUUUCAAUGCUUGUGCUUCUCUUAAUGCACAGCUCAUAUAUUAAGGAAGAAGAUGCCAUGAAUGACAAAAUGGGGGACGGGUUCAAUGCUUCAAAGGGAAUUAAGAGAGGGAAAUGCUUGCUGAUUAAGGCCAAGGGUAGUAGUUGGAAGAAAUUGGGAUUCUUUUUCACUAUCUCUUUAGUUUUGUGUACAUUGUUGUGCUAACUCAUCAUCUGCUGACCUCAAUUUGUGUAAUUUGUCAAAUGGAAAAGGUGAAAGCUUCCUUCUUCCAUGGUUGAACACAAGUUUAUCUUGAUUUCAUUUGUAUUGUUUUAGUACUGAUCAUAGGUUUACUUAUGAAUAAAUGC